Messenger RNA from Trichoderma reesei QM6a, 612 nucleotides. RefSeq names its product 60s ribosomal protein L152/L15B (gene rpl15). The coding region runs from base 1 to 612 and encodes 203 amino acids. The record is from RefSeq and is a predicted model, not a curated record. NCBI's taxonomy places the organism in Eukaryota, Fungi, Ascomycota, Sordariomycetes, Hypocreales, Hypocreaceae. Gene Ontology annotation, molecular function: RNA binding; structural constituent of ribosome. Gene Ontology annotation, biological process: cytoplasmic translation. The transcript is spliced from 3 exons. Gene Ontology annotation, cellular component: cytosolic large ribosomal subunit; ribosome.
AUGGGUGCCCUCAAGUAUGUCGAAGAGCUCCAGAAGAAGAAGCAGUCCGACCUGGUCCGCUUCCUUCUGCGCGUGCGCUGCUGGGAAUACCGUCAACUGAACGUUAUCCACCGCGCCUCCCGCCCUUCGCGCCCCGACAAGGCUCGCCGCCUCGGCUACAAGGCCAAGCAGGGCUACGUUAUCUACCGCGUGCGUGUCCGCCGUGGUGGCCGCAAGCGCCCUGCCCCUAAGGGUGCCACCUAUGGCAAGCCCACCAACCAGGGUAUCAACCAGCUCAAGUACCAGCGCUCCCUCAAGGCCACCGCCGAGGAGCGUGUCGGCCGCCGCUGCGCCAACCUGCGCGUCCUCAACUCGUACUGGAUCAACCAGGACUCCACCUACAAGUACUACGAGGUCAUCCUUGUCGACCCCAGCCACAAGGCCAUCCGCAUCGACCCCCGCAUCAACUGGAUCGUCAACCCCGUCCACAAGCACCGCGAGGCCCGCGGCCUCACCGCCACCGGCAAGCGCUCCCGCGGCCUCAACAAGGGCCACCGCUACAACAAGACCACCGCCGGCCGCAGAAAGACCUGGAAGAGACACAACACCCUGUCCCUGUGGCGCUACAGGUAA